Molecule: messenger RNA, 4029 nt
Organism: Phacochoerus africanus (Common warthog)
Lineage: Eukaryota; Metazoa; Chordata; Mammalia; Artiodactyla; Suidae
Gene: MBNL3
Product: muscleblind like splicing regulator 3
Exons: 11
Coding region: 1189-2298 (369 amino acids)
Molecular function (GO): metal ion binding
Source: RefSeq, a predicted model, not a curated record
GGCCGGCCCCGGGGAAGGGCCCCGGGGGAGGGGAGAAACCGAAAAUCCCGUCGCCCCUGGGCCCGAAAGGAGGCGCGCCGCAGCCCGGGGGGUGGGGGGGAGAGGGGGUCGGAGGGCUUGUCGCCUCAGUCCGGGAGUCCCCGUGUGCGCGUCUUUCGCUUGACACUUUCUACCCCGCCGCGGCCGACUCGGAGCCGGGUUGCCCGUCCCAGCCCUGAAGUUCUGUAGGUGGGGCGGGCUUGAAUCCGCUCGUGUCUAAGGAUUUCAGGAGCCUCGCUUUAAAAUGGCGGCAUCGAGUAGACACCCCUGCUAGGGGCUCUCCCGGCACCGGGGCCACCUCGCGCAGCGCCGCUUUUGCUUCUGCCGCUAACAGAUGGCAUGUGCCGCUGCCCCCGCCGCCGCCGCUGCCCCCGCCGCUGCCGCUGAGAGCGGGACCCCUUAGCCGCUGGCUUUGCGCUCGGAGCCGAAGGUUUCUGGAAAGUGCCUUUUCUGAAAACUCUGCUGCUUGGAAUCCACUUUCGAGCUGUCUCUUUAUAAACCCCUCUCCCUACCACCACCUCUGCCGCGACCCCCCCCCCCCCAGAAAAACCCUAGUGUGCUUAUAGUUCGUUUUCAACAAGUUGUUCAUUCUUUUUUUCUUUGAUUUUCAAUUUUCAUAGUCAUUUUCCCUCCUCCUGAUUUUGCAGCAAAAAAUUUUAACAGUUGUUAAUAUCCUACCAAUCUUAAUCUUUAAAGCCAAGAAAUUGUAAAAAACAAACAAACAAACAAAAAAACCUUUUCUCCCCUUGAUCUAAGACCAUUCCUCAAAUUGAAGGGCAGCCCAAAGCAUAUGCUUUUUGCAAGAAUAAUUGAAAACAUCAACUGGAAAGCAUAGAAUUCUUUUGAAUUUCUGCCAGUUAUUCUUCGGCAGAGGAAGAAAAUAAAACGCCCAAUAUCUUAACCUUUAUGGUUGCCUUCUUAGGAGUUGGUCUCUAAUUUGAUUUUUUAGUUAUUUGAACACAAUUUUAUUUUCUGAUUGGCUUUGUUUGGCUGAAUUUGACUUGAAAACCUAAGUGCUAACAAAGCAACAUUUCACCAAAGCAAGCUGUUAUCUCUUCACAUUUAGCUUGAAUUUUAUUGUUAACCUUUCAGCAAGAGCAGUAAUACUGUUCUAGAAAGGGUGCACUUGAUUUUAACUUUGCUUUCAACAUGACGGCUGUCAACGUUGCCCUGGUACGCGAUACCAAGUGGCUGACUUUAGAAGUCUGCCGAGAAUUUCAGAGAGGAACCUGCUCUAGAGCUGAUGUAGAUUGCAAGUUUGCCCAUCCGCCAAGAGUGUGCCAUGUGGAAAAUGGUCGUGUGGUGGCUUGUUUUGAUUCUUUAAAGGGUCGCUGUGCCAGAGAGAACUGCAAGUACCUCCACCCUCCGCCCCACUUAAAAACACAGCUGGAAAUUAAUGGACGGAACAAUCUGAUUCAACAAAAGACGGCCGCAGCCAUGUUCGCCCAGCAGAUGCAGUUUAUGCUCCAAAAUGCUCAAAUGUCAUCACUUACUUCUUUUCCUGUGACUCCAUCACUUGCAGCUAAUCCUGCCAUGGCUUACAAUCCUUACUUACCUCAUCCUGGGAUGAGCCUGGUCCCUGCUGAACUUUUACCAAACGCACCUGUUCUGAUUUCUGGAAACCCGCCUCUCUCACUGCCAGGAGCUGCUGGUCCAAAACUGAUGCGUUCAGAUAAACUGGAGGUUUGCCGUGAGUUUCAGCGUGGAAAUUGUACCCGUGGUGAGAACGACUGCCGCUAUGCUCACCCUACGGAUGUCUCCAUGAUUGAGACAAGCGACAAUACCGUGACCAUCUGCAUGGAUUACAUCAAAGGUCGAUGCUCCCGCGAGAAAUGCAAGUACUUUCAUCCUCCUGCACACUUGCAAGCCAAACUCAAGGCAGCUCAUCACCAGAUGAACCAUUCAGCUGCCACCGCGAUGGCCCUACAGCCUGGUGCACUUCAGCUGAUACCAAAGAGAUCGGCACUCGAAAAGACCAAUGGUGCCACCCCGGUCUUUAAUCCCAGUGUUUUCCACUGCCAACAAUCUCUGCCUAACCUGCAGCUCCCGCAGCCGGCAUUUAUCCCUGCAGGGCCAAUACUGUGCAUGGCACCCGCUUCAAGUAUUGUGCCCAUGAUGCACGGUGCUACACCUACCACUGUGUCUGCAGCAACAACACCUGCCACCAGCGUUCCCUUCGCUGCAACAGCUACUGGCAAUCAGAUACCCCCAUUAUCAAUAGAUGAACUGAAUAGCAGCAUGUUUGUUUCACAGAUGUAGAAGUUACCAGUAGAACAUUGAAAUUCUGAACAACAGAGUUAUGGAGUAUCAGAAUCUCUCCGUGAGAACCUCCAUAUGGCCUUUCUAUAUAUAUUCACGUAUGUCCUCUUCUACCAACACAACAAUAAGCGUGGUGCAGUCAAUAUAUUAAACAAAACAAAUGUCCCAACCGACAAAUUCAAAUUUAAAAAAGCAUUAAACAAUGGUGAUGUUAAAACACAAAUGGAAAACUAAUAACAACCAUCUAUCUUAUGGGAAUUAGGUAGAACACCAUACAAUGUUGUAAUUUAUCAUGUUAUGCUUUGUGAUUUUUCAGUAAUCAUAUUGUGCUAAGUGAAUCUCUAUAGUGGACUGUUGGCUUAUUGUCAUUCUUGGUGGAUAAAUAUUCGUCUCUGUUGAAGUGUUACCGUUUUUGUUUACACAAUAGUUUAUCCAAUACCAUUUUUCUCUAUGAUUGUAUUGUAUUGUGGUGUAUUGUGUUAGGUUUUUACAUACUAGAGUGUUUUGCUGUAAUGUGUAGUGUUUGGUAUCAACUAAAAUGUUAUUAAUGGGAAACAGAAACACAUGUGCUUGACCGAUACAUGCUCUCUCCCUCUCUUUCGAAUAUUUCUGUAGGUUUCUUGAGGCAGACAUUUUAAAAGGCCUCACUUUUGAGUGUGUCCAAAACAUGCAUGUGUAUAGUUUCUACCUGUAGAUCUGACCUUGCAUAAUACAACCACAUUGCUAGAUUUUUUUGGUGAGAAAUAAUUACGAGAGAAAAAAAACAAAACAAAACAGGAAACUUUGUAAAACAUUAACCCAAAUUUCGCUUCUCUAACAGCUUGAAAAACUAGAAUUUACCUUUAAAUGAAUUUCUCAGCAUUUAUACUAAAAAUUAUGUUAAGUGCCCAUUACUUUUUUUUUUUUUUUUUUUUUGUGGCUCAAGGGUCCUGUUUUCUAGGUUGAGAGUCUAAAACUGAGCCAUUUGUCACCUUCAACUGAAAAAUUGGUUCUUGGAAGCUUAAAGGUAUUCUAAUUACAGGUUAUAAAUUAAGCAGAGAGGGGGGGCGUGGAGAUCAUUUUUAACAUAUUGGAGGAAAGUGUGUAAAAACCAUUGCCGUGUAACCUUUAGUACAAAAUACCAUUUUCUGAAUGCAAAUGGCUCAUGCUCUUUAGGCUACUCUGAAUAAUAAGUAAGAUGCAAUCUGGAAAAGUCAGUCAGGGUGAAAGAGAAUUGGUUCCAAGUGAGGCCUUUCCUCCCCAAAUGGACAGUCUUUUCUGUUGAUCACAGCUGGUGUCUUGAGUAUAGGUUUGGGGAAACGGCGGAGCUGGGGAGGGAGGGAGACAUUUGAAAUUACUCUUCAAUUCAUUUGAAAGUUCUAGGAAGAACAGCUUCAGUUCAAGGAGUUUCCAGUUUUGUUAGACAUUUCAGUGAAGGAGCCAGCGCCUGUGAUCUGGGCUCAAGUGUUGCCCUUCGCAAACGUUACGGACGACAGGCUCUCUCCUAACCAAGCCUCUUUUUUGUUUGGCUUUCUUUGUCUUUGGAUGUUUUGAAAAUUAUAGUAGACAGGACCAGAGAGGUUUUUAGCACCCUUUGGAUGAGACGGUGGCUACACUCCAGAGCUGAACUCAAUUUACAUGACUAAGGCUUAGGAGAUAACUGUGUAACCAAGUCAAAUAGUAAUUAAUUCCUACGGUAUGUCACAUACCCCCUCCAUCCUACUCAGUUAUUAAAGUUACUGUUAUUAAUCA